AUGCUUGCCCUCAGAGGUGGCCUGGCUCAUGCCCUGCUCGCGAAGAUGUUCAAGCCUCAGAUGUGCUCAUGUUUUGCUACAGACCCCAGACAGGAUGAUGGUACAAUCUAUGAGUUUCGUACCUAUUCUCUCAAGUCCUCAAAGAUGAAUGAGUUCCUAGAAAAUAUUAAGAAAAAUAUUCAUCUGCAGACAUCUCACUCUGAACUGGUUGGAUUCUGGAGCACAGAACUAGGCGGCAGACUGAAUACAGUGUUUCAUGUUUGGAAGUAUGAUAACUUUGCUCAUAGAACCAAAGUUCGGAAAGCACUGGCCAAUGAUAAGGAAUGGCAGGAGCAGUUUAUUAUUCCAAAUUUGCCUCUGAUUGAUAAACAAGAGAGUGAGAUUACGUACAUGAUACCAUGGUGCAAACUAGAAAAACCUCCAGAAGGAGGGGUCUAUGAACUAGCUAUUUUUCACAUGAAACCAGGUGGACCAGCUCUGUGGGGUGAUGCAUUUAAGAAGGCAGUUCAUGCUCAUGUCAAUUUGGGCUACACAAGAUUAGUUGGCGCAUUCCACAGCGAAUAUGGACGACUCAACUGAGUUCAUGUUCGUUGGUGGUAUAAGAAUGCAGAUAGUCGUGCAGCUGGGAGACAUUGGUCUCACGAGGAUCCCAGAGUGGUGGCAGCGGUACGGGAAAGUGUUAACUUCCUCAGAUCUCAGGAGAAUAUAAUUAUGACCCCAACAUCAUUUUCACCUUUGAAAUAG
Erinaceus europaeus (western European hedgehog) is the source of this 744-nucleotide messenger RNA. RefSeq names its product protein NipSnap homolog 3A. Gene Ontology annotation, cellular component: mitochondrion. The record is from RefSeq and is a predicted model, not a curated record. The transcript has 6 exons. NCBI's taxonomy places the organism in Eukaryota, Metazoa, Chordata, Mammalia, Eulipotyphla, Erinaceidae.